UCAGUUGCACUGGUUUUUGGUUUACAGUAACGUCCUUAGGGUGUGUUCUGUCCGUACGGCACACUUGUAAUUAUUCACGUGACGUGGUGGUGUGCCGUUGGAUUUUUUUGUGAUUCCCGAGUUAUGUUCAGUGAUCAAUCGCCCAAAACAUAAACAUCGUCCGCGAUAGUAGGAGUGGUGCGGCCAUCAUUAAGAUUUCCCGGCUAAGUUGUGCUUACGCCCGAUUUUAGGCAACCCGUAACGCCGCGGAGUGUGUCGCUUGCAUAAUCCCCAGGUGUUUGCAUGUGCAGCCUCACCCACUUCCCAAUUGAAUAGAUGGUGUUUAUUUACUUUUAUUUACACGUUCGUGCAAAUGUCAAGUAGCGCGGGUGGUUUUCCGAUAGUUUCCGGCAAAAUCGGACUCGCGGUAGUUUGCUGACUUUUCCUGUAUGUCCGGUUGUUUACGGUUUCUAAAAUGACCGAGGAAGAAGUCCUCUUCGACGACGUCUACGAUCUCUGUGAGGAAAUUGGAAGGGGACCAUUCAGCGUAGUUAGGAGAUGUAUCCACCGACAAACUGGACAGCAGUUCGCUGCGAAGAUCGUGGAUGUGGCCAAAUUCACCUCCAGUCCCGGCCUCAGCACGGACGAUCUGAAACGAGAGGCUACGAUAUGCCAUAUGCUCAAGCACCCCCACAUAGUGGAACUGUUGGAAACCUACUCCUCGGAAGGCAUGCUCUAUAUGGUUUUCGAAUUUAUGGACGGCUCCGAUCUGUGCUACGAGGUCGUCCGCAGAGCUUCAGCGGGAUUCGUCUACAGCGAAGCCGUAGCCAGCCAUUACAUGAGGCAGAUCCUGGAGGCCAUGCGAUACUGCCACGAGAACGACAUCGUCCACAGGGACAUCAAGCCGGAGUGUAUCCUGCUGGCGACGAAGGAGAAUUCCGCACCUGUGAAGUUGGGUGGUUUCGGGGUAGCCGUUCAACUGCCCGACAAACAUCCCAUGAACAUGGGCGGUAGGGUCGGUUGUCCGAAUUUCAUGGCCCCCGAGGUAAUCGAGCGGAGGCAGUACGGCAAGGCAGUGGACAUCUGGGCCGCGGGGGUGCUCCUCCACGCGCUGCUCUCGGGCACGCUGCCCUUCCACGGCAGCGGAAGGAGGCUGGCGGAGGCUGUCUGCAGGGGGAAGCUGCACAUAGACUCGGCUCCACAGUGGCAACUCAUUAGUGAUAGUGCGAAAGACUUAGUUCAACAAAUGUUAACCGUCGAUCCGAAACAAAGGAUAACCAUUCAAGAGGUGCUAAAUCACAGGUGGCUUAGGGAUCGAGAUAAGGGGCUGAGGAUCCACUUAGGCGACACCGUAGAGGAGUUGAAAAAAUUUAAUGCACGUAGGAAAUUGAAGAGCUGUAUUCUGAGCGCCGUCAAUUCGAGCAAGUGGUACCCGUACGACGACUCGAACGCCGAUACCUUCUCGGAUUUCGGGGACGAGGAGGUCUCUUCCGGUGCCGUGGCGACCAUCACCGACGCCCUGGACGACAUCUACUGCCUCCAGGAGUCGCAACCGCAGGAGCGCGCGCACCUGCUGGCCCUCUUGGAAGACACCCGUCUUCACAUCCUGCUGGAGCUGUUCGAUCGGAUCUCCAGCAAAGUGGUGACACCUCUGAGACCGCCCAUAAGCGACGCCGUUCAGAACGCUCGAGACGCUGCCGACGCACUUCGGGAAUUGGAGCACCGACGCGACACCGACCACAGGGAUCUGCAGGAAUUGAGGGACCUACUGUGCCGGCCACACUUUAAGGCUCUUUUACAAGCUCACGACGUGGUGGCCCACGAAGUCUACGGAGAAGAUGCCGUACGGGUCACGCCACCCCCCCUACUCCCAUACCUCAACGGCGGCGACGAUUUGGACGGCCCUAAUGGCGAGGUCGAGAUGGAAAACGUAACGAGGGUUAGGCUGGUUCAGUUCCAGAAGAACACCGACGAACCCAUGGGUAUAACGCUUAAGAUGAACGAAGAUGGAAAAUGUAUAGUUGCUAGAAUAAUGCAUGGGGGAAUGAUCCAUCGGCAGGCCACGUUACACGUUGGUGACGAAAUUAGGGAAAUCAAUGGGAUACCGGUCAUGAACCAAUCUGUAAACGCGUUACAGAAAAUUCUCAGGGAAGCCAGAGGUUCAGUCACGUUUAAAAUUGUACCUUCGUACAGAAGCGCUCCGCCGCCGUGUGAGAUAUUCGUUAGAGCCCAGUUCGACUAUGACCCACUAGAGGAUGACCUUAUACCGUGUGCGCAAGCCGGAAUUGCCUUUAAAACUGGUGAUAUUCUUCAAAUAAUUAGUAAAGACGAUCACCAUUGGUGGCAAGCAAGAAAGGACAAUGCUGCUGGAUCUGCUGGCCUUAUUCCUUCUCCUGAGUUGCAAGAGUGGAGAGCUGCUUGUGCGGCAAUGGAGAAAACUAAACAAGAACAAGUCAAUUGCUCAAUAUUUGGUCGAAAAAAGAAACAAUACAAGGACAAAUAUUUGGCAAAGCACAAUGCAGUUUUUGACCAAUUAGAUUUAGUUACCUACGAGGAGGUUGUAAAAUUGCCGAUGUCUGACCCAGCCUUUCAAAGAAAAACUUUGGUGCUAUUAGGAGCUCAUGGUGUUGGGAGGAGGCACAUAAAAAAUACCCUUAUUGCAAAACAUCCCGAUCAAUAUGCUUAUCCAAUACCACAUACAACGAGACAGCCUAGAUCCGAUGAAGAGAACGGACGGAACUACUUUUUCGUGUCGCACGACGAGAUGAUGGCCGACAUCGCCGCCAAUGAGUACCUGGAGUACGGUACCCACGAGGACGCCAUGUACGGAACUAAACUGGAUACAAUCCGCAAAAUACAUCAAGAAGGGAAAAUGGCCAUUCUUGAUGUGGAACCACAGGCACUUAAGGUGCUACGAACUGCUGAGUUCUCACCAUAUGUUGUGUUCAUUGCUGCUCCAGCACUGCAAAAUAUAGCAGAUUUCGACGGUAGCUUGGAACGGCUAGCUAAGGAAUCUGACAUGUUGCGCCAUGCUUAUGGGCAUUAUUUCGACUUAACCAUAACCAAUAACGAUAUCGAUGAAACAAUAGCCGCACUAGAGGCCGCCAUCGAACAGGUCCAAACAACACCACAAUGGAUUCCGGUGUCUUGGGUCUACUGACAGCAACAGUCCUUGGAAUUUUGCUCUUUUCAAAAUUUUUGAGCUUAACCACCGACCUAGCGAAUUUUAUGAUUUUUAUAUGGUGUAUUGUUAUUUUAUCGAUUAUUAUUUAUAGGGAAGCCGGAUGUGUUGCGUUUCGUGCUUUUUACUUUUGGAUGUAAAACACUCACACCCACCGGAAACCUUCAGAUAGAUUUUAAAUAAAACGUAAGUUGGAAAUUUGCACCUCAAAUCGUAGAAGACCGCAACCCAAUUAAAAUGUAGUUCUCUCACGCGAAUUAAAGGAAAGGUUAUUCACGGAAGUUUAGCGUUUAGUGUUGUUGGGCUGUUAUUCCCGAAAUUGAGGCGGACAAUCAGUUACCGACGUGUAACUUAACAAUCAUAUCAAGGAAAUAUGAAGUAUUUUAAAAACGGCGGUAAAUAUGCACAAAUUUCUUUUUUUUUAUUAAAACCUAAAUUACAUAA
Anoplophora glabripennis (Asian longhorned beetle) is the source of this 3604-nucleotide messenger RNA. RefSeq names its product peripheral plasma membrane protein CASK (gene CASK). Lineage: Eukaryota; Metazoa; Arthropoda; Insecta; Coleoptera; Cerambycidae. Bases 455 to 3139 code for a protein of 894 amino acids. The record is from RefSeq and is a predicted model, not a curated record. Gene Ontology annotation, biological process: protein phosphorylation; regulation of neurotransmitter secretion. Gene Ontology annotation, cellular component: cell-cell junction; plasma membrane. Gene Ontology annotation, molecular function: protein kinase activity; signaling receptor binding; ATP binding. The transcript has 19 exons.